AUGUUGUUGAGCAAGCAGAAGAAGAACCAGAACGUGAGGAGGUUCCUCAUCAGCAUCAACGUGCUGGGGAGUGCGGGGCCCAUUCGGUUCGUGGUGAACGAGGAGGAUCUCGUCGCUGCGGUUAUCGAGACCACGCUCAAGAGUUAUGCGCGGGAGGGGCGCCUUCCUCUGCUCGGGACUGACAACGCCGGAUUCUCCCUCUACUGCCCCCAUCUUGGACCAGAUGCUUUGAGUCCGUGGGAUACAAUUGGAUCACAUGGAGCGAGGAAUUUCACGCUAUGCAAGAAGACAGAGAAUAUGAAUGAGGCAACAGUGGCUGAUGAAGGAAGUGGGCCCACAGCUGCACUUCCUCGGAGGGGAAAUGGCAGUUGGAAGUCUUGGUUCAACAAGUCCCUUUAUCACAAGAUUUCUUCCCAUUAA
Messenger RNA from Sphenostylis stenocarpa, 420 nucleotides. The record is from the annotation of a GenBank genome assembly. Lineage: Eukaryota; Viridiplantae; Streptophyta; Magnoliopsida; Fabales; Fabaceae.